AAAACUCUCAUAUUCUGGUCGGUGUAGCUUCCCUUGCUUUAGCCGCGUUUGCAGCCGUUCAGAUUCUUUACGUCUAACGUUGAGUGUUCGUAUCAGUAAGUAGAAACAGCGGGUUCCGCUCACACGCUCAUCGUUGCAUCUAUUUUCCCACCAAUCGAGUCGUACUACAGUCAGGUUAUCGACCCAUUUGUUUUGAAAUUUUUGUUUGAUUGAAAUUUGCGUAAAUAAAACCAAGUGAGUCACUGCCACAACUCUCUCAAGUACACUCUCCGUUUUUUUCGUGCUUCGACAUUCUUGCUUUUUCGCUUUUUGUUUUUUUACGGUACAAAAUACUUCCACGAAGAUUGUCUUCUGCCACUGCCAAACCCAUAAGUAAGUGCAAUCAAAGAAAUGAAAUACCAAAAGCGCCUGACCGCUCUCCGUGCGGAGCUAGAACAGGAGUUGGAGCCGUUACUGGAAGCCAAUUCCUGGGUGGACUACAAGAAGCUAAAGAAAUCGCUCUCCAAAGGCGAAAACGAGGCCGAGUUUUUUGAAAAAUGGGAAGCGGAAUUCCACGCAUUGCUAGACGCGGUUUCGAAGUCAGCAGCGCUCGUGGCGGUCGCGAAGGAGUUUCUGUUCGAAAAACAGAAGGAGCUGGAACUAGAAGCAGGUCGAACUACUAGUAACAAAGAACAGGGUUCGAAUUUACUCGACCAGCAGCUUUACCGAAGCCACGUGACACCAGAUGGAAAAGAAAAACCAGAGCACGAUGAUCUUCAGCACGUAUCAUGCAGCGACUUGCCCCCGACAGUCCAACUAGAGCAGCAGCACCAACUGGAGCGUUAUCUCCAUGCGAAUUGCGAGGCGUUGCGCAAGGCGGCGAAGAAAUUUGACAAGCACAGGGGGAGAUCUUGUCAGCAGUUGAAGGUGUUGUCGAUCGAGCAGGCCCUGCGGGAGGUGAAUUAUCCGAAAUUGGAUGGUGAUCUUCAUGUCAGCACACAGAAGCCGAGCGUUGUCGUCCCGCGUGUGAGAAGGACCCUGUCCUCAACAUCCGAGGAAGAAGAAGAUGACCACGCAUCAAACGAGAGGACCGCUGGAAAAACAACAGGAAAAACAAUAAAAUCCUCGUGGACUCCUGGUACUGUUGGUCAAAAUUAUUUUGGUCCAGCAGCCCUCAUCUACAAUUCUCUGCACUACAAAAACAUCAAUCUCGCGCUCUUCUCCUCCCUCCUCCUCUUGCUCCUCGCUGCUUUUCAACCCUUUGUCGUGGAAUGGUCCAAGGAAGGGACAAAUCACGUUCCCUACAACCCUGUUUCCGUGAUUUUGGCCGAGUCGGUUUGCUCGGUUUUACUCGCGUGUCUUGUCAGUGCAAUGGUGGUCGGGAGCAGUAGCAGAACUACAACUUCUACGGGGAGCAGUAGUACAAGCGGGACGAGCUCGUUUUUACAAGCUGAAUCAGGUACAGCAAUCACGACCGGAAGUCGUAACAUUCUCUCCGCUGCCGUCUACCCCUGUAUCUCUCCCUCCAACGUUUUGAAGUUUCUCCCCACCGGUGUGCUCCGGGCCGUGGAGGAUUCUUUGAGUAUUUACGCCUUACAGUACGUCGCGCCGACUACUUACAUGGUGUUACUGCAGUCCCGACUGCUGCUCACCGGCUUGGCGGCGCAAUUUUUAGUCCCAGAGUGCACCGCGCCAACGCGGGUUCAGUGGCACGCUUUGUUCUUCACACUCUCGGGCAUUUUGGCGUUCAAGAGCGUGGUGUUGGACCAACAGGGCGACAACGAUGAUUCAUCAUCAAGUAAAUCGAAAUCCGACUCCCUCACCGGCACGCUCAUUCUCGCCGUCGCGGUCGUCUGCAAGGUUGGAGCCAGCAUUUGGGCGGAGCGGGCGCUGAAACGAGGAGCAGACACGUCGGUCAUCGUACAAGCAGCGAAUAUUUCCUGUGGGACGGUAGUCGCGUCGCUGGUGUUGUUUCCCAUAGGACAGGCGGUGUUCCCAAAACCUUCUGCGAAGGAUGAUGAAAAAGACGACGAGUCAUCCGGUUCUAACAACGCCUCCUUCAGCAGCCUGUUCGCCAAUUGGUCGCUCGUCACACUCUUCCUGGUCUUCUACCUGCUGCAGAAAAACUGGGUGAGCACGGUUGUCGUGAAAAAGCUGUCGGCGACGACGAAAUACGUCGUGUACGCCAUCGCGAUCGUGUUGACGUACUUUUUGGAGCUGUUGUUCAUCGAAGGUGCGGAAUUUUCGCUGACCGCGGCGGUGUGCAGCUUGUGCGUCGUGCAGGGAGGCGUACUGUUCGCGGACGCGAAGAAGUAGGUGAAGAACAAAAUAGAAGAAAAGAAGCAAAGAGGAAGAUGACGCAGUUUUUUUUCUAUCGGCGAUGAUCAAUUGACAAUGCGCAUCGCUUGGUGCUCGUGCUUGAUGAGUUUCCCACUCUCUGCUGUACUAGUGUUGUGUACAAGUCUGCUAUAUUUUUCCUGUUCGAGAGCCUCGAUGAACUACAUAAGCGGGAACGGUCCCAGAUAACCGGAGGCUUCUUGACUUUUACAACAAGCCGAGGAGGCAAUCACUUUGGC
Messenger RNA from Amoebophrya sp. A120, 2555 nucleotides. The record is from the annotation of a GenBank genome assembly. Lineage: Eukaryota; Dinophyceae; Syndiniales; Amoebophryaceae.